UGCUAGUGAGACUUUGUUGGUGAGUUAACCUUCGUUCGUCCGUUGCAUUUGGCAUCUUAUAUAUAGUGCCUGUCUUCCCUCGUUCCUUCCACAUUCCUUCCUCAUCUCAUCUUCAUCUUUUUGCUGUGCAAUUCCCCUUUUAUCUUUUACCUUUUUUUUUUUUUUUCCCCACCUUAUUUCCUUAUAUUCCCUUACCUUAUAUCACAGCAGUGCUGUGUCCAGCUAGCUGGUUCUUGUUCUAACUCUCCUAGUGAGAUUUUUUCAUAUCCCCAGAAAAAACAUAGCAUAAAAAAUAUCAUAAUGUCCGCCGAAAACCAAUUCGAAAAGGACGUUGGCCCUGCUGCCAACGACACCAUCAACCACGGCGAUGCUCCUGCUAACGGUGCUCCCGCGGCUCCCAUGCUGUCCGCUGAGGAACACGAGGUUGCCCGUGCUGCUGCCCGUUUUGGUUAUGGUCCUCUGUCGCACGUCAACACUGCUGAGGCCCGUCUUCCCCCAUUCGGUGGUGAAUUCCAACCCGGUCUGUACAAGCCGGUUGAGGGUCGCAAGUUCGCCAACCCUGCUCCUCUGGGCCUGUCGGCUUUCGCCUUGACUACUUUUGUGCUUUCCGCUAUCAACAUGGGUGCUCGUGACAUUUCCGAGCCCAACAUUGUUGUUGGUCUGGCUUUUGGUUAUGGUGGUCUUGUCCAGUUGCUUGCUGGCAUGUGGGAAAUGGCUAUCGGUAACACAUUUGGUGCGACCGCUCUCUCGUCUUACGGUGGUUUCUGGCUCUCGUUCGCCAUUGUCUUGACUCCUGGUGGUUUCGAGAUUAUGAGUUCGUUGGAGGAAGCCGGUGGCGCUACCAUGUGGAACAACUCGUUCGGUCUGUACUUGUUGGGAUGGUUCAUUUUCACCACCAUCUUGCUCUUCUGCACCCUCCGCUCCACCGUCGCCUUCUUCCUGCUGUUCUUCUUCCUCGACCUGUGCUUCCUCAUGCUCGGUGUCGGAUACAUCCAGCGUGACUCCCAGAACCAGCCCAACAAGCCCGUGCUCAUGGCCGGUGGUUUCUUCGGUCUCCUCGCCGCCUUCGCCGCCUGGUACAACGCCCUCGCCGGUCUGGCCGACAACAGCAACAGCUUCUUCAUCAUCCCUGUUGCUCACUUCCCCUGGUCGCCCACUGGUCGCACCCGCCGUGGCAAGACCGACCGUGAGCAGGCUUAAAUGCCUCGUUCGUGUCUUCUGUCGCGUUUGCGUGAAUCUUUCAAUGAAAGUAUAUAUAUAUGGUCGUAAUAUCGAUACCCGUCCGUAGGAUGACUGAACUGCGGAUAUUCGGCCUGUGCUGAUGCAUGAUGUGUUAGCAGUUUGUUUCUUUGUGUUUUUCCUUGUCUGUCAGUAUAGUAAUAGUGUUAAUGUACCUACUGUUAAUAAAUUGCUGUGAAAUCGCUGUCGAUAUUUAUCUAUCGUGUUCCUGUCA
This is a messenger RNA of Aspergillus glaucus CBS 516.65, 1453 nucleotides long. Its product is annotated as acetate uptake transporter family protein. Lineage: Eukaryota; Fungi; Ascomycota; Eurotiomycetes; Eurotiales; Aspergillaceae. The record is from RefSeq and is a predicted model, not a curated record. The transcript is spliced from 3 exons. Gene Ontology annotation, molecular function: acetate transmembrane transporter activity. The coding region runs from base 301 to 1200 and encodes 299 amino acids. Gene Ontology annotation, cellular component: plasma membrane.